Opisthorchis viverrini is the source of this 2220-nucleotide messenger RNA. RefSeq lists its product as hypothetical. NCBI's taxonomy places the organism in Eukaryota, Metazoa, Platyhelminthes, Trematoda, Opisthorchiida, Opisthorchiidae. Bases 406 to 2220 code for a protein of 604 amino acids. The record is from RefSeq and is a predicted model, not a curated record. The transcript has 7 exons.
GUCCAAGCAAGUACCUUGUUUAUUACACUUGCCGCUUCAUCUGAAAACACUGGAUUUGGUUUUGUGUUUUUGUUAUUCGAAACAUACACGUUCUAGUCCUCUUCAACCGCAUCUUUGGUAUGUAUAACUUGCUACUGAUGUACUUGAUUUAGUCGUCCACCUAACUCGCCGUUGGUUUACUCGCUUUUUUAGAGGGUUGUUCAACUUUUUUACCGGUAAUCUUGUACUUCCUAUUCUAGUUCGAUGGGGGUGAAAUAUCUAUGAGUUCCGCUUUAUUUUGCCGUCGGAUAACCAGAACAGCAUAGAUGCAUCUGAGUGAACCCUUCCUCGUUCCAUCGGGCGUUAUCACCGUUAGAUUAUUUUGAAAGACCUGUACAGUUUUCCCUCCGUAUGCUUUGACCGGCGAUGGACGGUGUGGUCUCGGCUGCAUUCCACGUUGGAAUUGUAUUUUCCGACGAGUAUCGACACUUAGUCUCAUAUUCUCCGAAAUUCUUGGAUAGAUACACCAUGGUAAUGGAUCUAAUCAAUGCAUAUGGUCUGGUGCGUCACCUCGUUCGCAUUUCUCCUUUGGUGCUAUCUUCAAGUCAAGAAGUUUAUCGAGAGAUCGGUGUGUUUCAUUCUGUAGAUUACCUUGACGCUUUGGCUGGUCUCCAAGCUUGGCACCAAGACAAAUCGAAAGGCAUUGAACCUGAUGAUCCUUCUCUAGAUUCAUUUGGUCUGUCCUACGAUUGCCCGGGGUUUCCUCACGUUUUUGACUAUUCGGUGGCAGCUGUAACGGGCAGUCUUGCUGCGGCCGAGGCGCUCUUGCAAGGCCACUGUCAAGUCGCAAUCAACUGGGCCGGUGGAUGGCACCAUGCGAAACGAACUGAGGCCUCGGGAUUUUGCUAUUUGAAUGAUAUUGUUCUUGCGAUCCAUCGACUUCUAGGAAACCACCUGCAUAAGCGUCGAUUACCUCCCAACAACGGUCAGUUAUCAGACCGAAUUCUUUACAUUGAUUUGGAUCUGCAUCAUGGCGACGGCGUUGAGGAGGCGUUCUGGUAUAGUCCCCGAGUGGUUACCUUUUCAGUGCACCAUGCAGCCCCGGGUUUCUUCCCAGGAACUGGAACAUCAGUUGAACGUGAUGAGGGCCAUUGUACGUUUCCUAAUGGAGCUGGUCGCGGACGGUUUUCUGCUUUCAACAUGCCACUGGCGGACGGUGUGGAUGAUCCAACUUGGUCAAAGGCGGUUUUGCCGAUGCUGAAUCUACUGUAUGCUUUAGUUCAACCGGCGUUUGUUGUUGUUCAGUGUGGGGCUGACGGUUUGUGUGGAGAUCCGCAUCGUGUGUUCAAUUUAACCAACCUGGAUCCGAAUUAUCUGCCUCGUAACACACCGACCAAAGUGGAAGGUACCGAGGUACCUGAUCCCAAUCAUAAUGGUGGCAGCUAUGUUACCGCCUUACGUAGAAUCCUUUCAUGGAAGGUACCCACCCUAAUCCUUGGAGGAGGUGGAUACAACUUUCCUGACACUGCCCGCCUUUGGACGAGACUAACUGCAGUAGCAAUCGAAGAAACUAGUGGUCUGAUAUUGGAGCUGGAUUCUACCAUCCCUGACCAUUCCCUAAUCUCCCGCUACGGACCUGGAUUUGAUCUGGACAUAUCGAACCUACCGAAAAUUAACCAUAAUCGUGAUGAAGAUGUCGUUGCCCACCACACACGGUUACUCAAACAAGCUGUAUUAUACGCUGAGUUCAAUAAUCUGACCAUAGACAGAACACAGCUUGAGCGCACGAUGGCUGAUACCGUGUUGGGUCAAACAAAUGAAGUACGGCUUGGCGUGCGCUUCGCACCUACAAAGUGUAGAGUACUGCUACGAGAGUGGGUGAGAUUAAACCCAGACCUCGUGCUUUCAGACGAGCCAACCAACGUGAUAGGUAAAUUUAUUUGCCUAAACGAUUGUAUAGAUUCGGAUGAACUGGUUGAAUAUGAGAUCACUUCUCGAAUCGCUUUUGCCGACCUCCGACACCUGUGGCGCAGGCGCGACGUCAGUUUGUCUUUCAUGAUCCAAGUUUACACUAGUAGUGCGAUCUGUACUGCUCUGUGGAUCAGAGAUUUGACCUCUACGCGCAAGGAAAAUACGGGAUUCAACACAUACUCCACAUGCCAGAAGACCAUUUGCCCCUCAGAGCUAUUUUCGCUCAGCCGUGAGCUGAGUGGAAGCUACCGAGAGGUGGACAAUGUGUGA